Molecule: messenger RNA, 626 nt
Organism: Belonocnema kinseyi
Lineage: Eukaryota; Metazoa; Arthropoda; Insecta; Hymenoptera; Cynipidae
Exons: 5
Coding region: 41-457 (138 amino acids)
Source: RefSeq, a predicted model, not a curated record
UUCGCUAAUACAGUAAUCGGGUUUUCCUCACUGCGAAAAAAUGAAGGCCAUAUAUACUCUUGUCUUCACAUUGGUGGUCAUCUUUAAAUCUAUUGAAUCAAGUUCAGAACCGUUAAGUGGUAGUGAGGAACGCCGAUUGCGCCUGGAAAGGUUGAUGUUUCAAGAGUUCGGCUAUGCCCCAGCAUCAUAUCUAUUACCACAUCAUCAACAACGAACUUCACGUCAAGAAACAACGUCAAGUCAACAAGAGCCAGUCAAAUUUACUGAAGGUGAUGUCAUAUACCGUGGACACGAUCCUGUUGCAAAAGUCACAGGUGAAGCGAUUUAUGAUCAUCCAGUUAAAAACGGCGAACUAAAGCUAGCCGAACUUAAACCAGGUGAUAAGUUGCAUCACAAUGGAGGUGUCAUUGCAGAAUAUGAUGGCAAAAUAUGGCACACGUUUAUUCAGCAAGGAUAAUAUAAACCUUCUUUUUUCAGUAGAAUGAAGUGAAGAGUGAGAGGAGAGUUAUACAAAGAUCGAACGCCCACGCCAUAUGAUGUUGCAUUUUAACUUUUGAGGAAAUUCAAGAGCUAAAAACCAAUGUUAAGCUUAUAUGAUAUAUAAAAUUACAUUAUUAAUAUUUCCA